This is a messenger RNA of Lagopus muta (rock ptarmigan), 2787 nucleotides long. It is a transcript of the gene ATP6V0A2, whose product is annotated as ATPase H+ transporting V0 subunit a2. Gene Ontology annotation, cellular component: vacuolar proton-transporting V-type ATPase complex; vacuolar proton-transporting V-type ATPase, V0 domain; plasma membrane. The transcript has 20 exons. Gene Ontology annotation, biological process: proton transmembrane transport; vacuolar acidification. Gene Ontology annotation, molecular function: proton-transporting ATPase activity, rotational mechanism; ATPase binding. The record is from RefSeq and is a predicted model, not a curated record. The coding region runs from base 91 to 2643 and encodes 850 amino acids. Lineage: Eukaryota; Metazoa; Chordata; Aves; Galliformes; Phasianidae.
GCGCUGCGCUAUGGCGGCCGGGCCGGGAGCUGCCGCCGUGCCCGCUGCGCGCCGGCCGCGCUGAGCCGAGCCGCUCCGUCCUGGGACGCCAUGGGCGCGUUGUUCCGCGGGGAGCCGAUGUGCCUGGCGCAGCUCUUCCUGCAGAGCGGCUCGGCGUACGAGUGCCUGAGCGAGGUGGGGGAGCGCGGCCUGGCCGAGUUCCGAGAUCUGAACCCAAAUGUAAGCGUGUUCCAAAGAAAAUUUGUGAAUGAAGUGAAGAAAUGUGAAGAAAUGGAAAGAAUUCUUGGCUAUUUAGUACAAGAAAUUAAAAAGGCGGAUAUUCCUCUUCCUGAGGGAGAUGUUGCUCCUCCUGCCCCCUUGCUGAAACACAUUUUAGAAAUCCAGGAACAGUUGCAGAAGCUGGAGACAGAAUUGAGAGAAGUAAAUAAAAACAAGGAGAAGCUGAGGAAAAACUUGAUUGAACUCACGGAGUACACGUACAUGUUGGAUGUCACACAGACGUUUGUCAGGAGAACAGCUGAGUAUGAGUCCCACUUACAUAUAAAUUACGAAGAAUUUCCAUCUGUGGAAAACGAGCCAUUUGCAGAUUACAACUGUAUGCACAGACUGGGUGCCAAGCUAGGCUUUAUAUCUGGGUUGGUUCACCGAGCAAAAGUUGAAGCAUUUGAAAAAAUGCUGUGGAGAGCUUGUAAAGGAUACACUAUUCUGACGUAUGCGGAGCUGGAUGAAUGUCUGGAAGAUCCAGAUACUGGUGAAACCACAAAAUGGUUUGUGUUUUUAGUGUCCUAUUGGGGUGAACAAAUUGGCCAGAAAGUUAAGAAGAUUUGUGACUGUUACCGCUGUCACGUGUACCCCUACCCCAGUACUGUGGAUGAGCGCCUGGCGGUUGUUGAAGGGCUGAGCGUUCGUAUUCAGGAUCUUCGUACAGUUCUGCAUAAAACUGAGGAUUACUUACGCCAAGUUCUGUGUAAAGCAUCUGAAUCCAUCUAUACUUGGGUUAUCCAAGUAAAGAAGAUGAAAGCCAUUUAUCACGUACUCAACCUGUGCAGCUUUGAUGUCACAAACAAAUGUUUGAUUGCUGAGGUUUGGUGUCCAGUGGCUGAUCUGCAGAACUUGCGCCAUGCGUUGGAGGAAGGUUCUAGGAAGAGUGGAGCCACGAUUUCUUCCUUCAUGAAUACCAUUCCAACAACGCAACCUCCUCCAACUCUGAUACGUACCAAUAAAUUCACCUCAGGGUUCCAGAAUAUUGUUGAUGCUUAUGGAGUUGGAAACUAUGGGGAAGUGAAUCCAGCUCUCUAUACCAUCAUCACUUUUCCCUUCUUGUUUGCUGUUAUGUUUGGAGACUUUGGGCAUGGUCUGCUAAUGUUCAUCUUUGCACUCCUGACAAUACUGUAUGAAAACCAUCCUAGAUUACGAAGAUCACAGGAUGAGAUAAUAAAAAUGCUAUUUGAUGGCCGAUACGUCAUUCUAUUGAUGAGUUUGUUUUCUAUAUACACUGGUCUGAUUUACAAUGAUUGUUUUUCGAAGUCAUUAAAUAUAUUUGGUUCCGGGUGGAAUGUUUCAGCAAUGUUUGAACAGAACGUUUGGCGUCUUGAGGAUCUGAAGUCUCAUCAGCUUUUAAUGCUGGAUCCAAAUGUUACUGGUGUGUACAAUGGAGCUUAUCCCUUUGGAAUUGAUCCGAUUUGGAAUUUGGCAAGCAACCGUCUCAGUUUUUUAAAUUCUUUCAAGAUGAAAAUGUCUGUGAUUCUUGGAGUGGUUCACAUGACAUUUGGAGUUGUGUUGGGAGUAUUUAACCACUUACAUUUCAAGAAGAAGUACAAUAUUUAUUUGGUUUUUCUUCCUGAACUUUUGUUCAUGAUGUGCAUCUUUGGCUACCUUGUGUUCAUGAUUUUCUUUAAGUGGUUAGCAUACUCUGCAGAGGACUCCACAACUGCUCCAAGCAUUCUGAUUCAAUUCAUUAACAUGUUCCUGUUCCCUGGUGGUGAAGCAGAUGUCUUUUAUACCGGACAGGUUGGUCUACAGAGAUUUUUACUGUGUGUUGCUUUUCUUUCUGUUCCUGUAAUGCUUUUUGGAAAACCACUUUAUUUAUAUUGGUUGCACAGUGGAAGUCGAGGCAUUAGAACAUACAGGCGUGGCUACAAGCUAGUUCGGAAAGAAAGUGAAGAAGAGCUUUCUCUGCUGCAGCCUCAUGAUGUGGAGGAAGGAAGCAGUCAUUCAGAUAGUGGGCACGUAGAAGAGGAUGGAGAGGAGUUUAAUUUUGCAGAUGUUUUUAUGAAUCAAGCCAUUCAUACCAUUGAGUACUGUCUAGGAUGUAUUUCUAAUACAGCCUCGUAUCUGAGACUCUGGGCAUUAAGUCUUGCACAUGCACAAUUGUCAGAAGUUCUGUGGCAAAUGGUGAUGAGAGUGGGUCUUCGUGUGGACACAACCUAUGGUGUCUUACUGCUAGUCCCUGUUCUAGCCUUUUUUGCUGCACUAACAGUUUUUAUUCUUUUGGUCAUGGAGGGGCUUUCUGCUUUUCUCCAUGCUAUACGACUUCACUGGGUGGAAUUUCAGUACAAAUUCUAUACCGGUGGAGGCUACAAGUUUACGCCUUUCUCUUUUCAGCACAUUUCUUUACAUUUUAAUAAAGAUGAUAUAGCAUAGCUCGGUUGCUCUCAGCAAAGUGUUUGGGAUUCUCUGUUCUUGUAGGACAAAGUGUUUCUUACCCAUUGCCUUAUACCACAGCCAAAAACUGUCAUAUAUACCUCUCACGGAAAUACACAGCAGAUCUGGAGCUUAGAAACUAUA